Molecule: messenger RNA, 6398 nt
Organism: Pristis pectinata (smalltooth sawfish)
Lineage: Eukaryota; Metazoa; Chordata; Chondrichthyes; Rhinopristiformes; Pristidae
Gene: rad18
Product: RAD18 E3 ubiquitin protein ligase
Exons: 13
Coding region: 2578-4083 (501 amino acids)
Biological process (GO): protein monoubiquitination; DNA damage tolerance
Cellular component (GO): nucleus; Rad6-Rad18 complex
Molecular function (GO): ubiquitin protein ligase activity; single-stranded DNA binding
Source: RefSeq, a predicted model, not a curated record
CUUACCUAAAUAUUUGGCGUAGACUUAUGAAGGUGAUUUGUAUUCCACUUGCAGUUGGUGAAUGCUGCACAAUACCAGAUAAUACAAAGAGAUGCUGACAAUGAAUAUUACGCAGUAUCUGGUAUGAGGGAUGCACAGUGAAUGUUGUACAGUGGCCCCGUGUGGACACAGAUGAAGAACUUUAUACUCUGCCCAAAUUGGGCAUUGUCCUGAUACAAGUGAUGUGAAUGCUGAACAUGCCACUGUGCCUGGUGUAGGGUUGCAACCCGUGAAUAUUGCAGUGCUUGGUGCAGUAGAUACAGACAUUGAAUCCUGCACAGUGCCUGCUGCAGGGGACGUGGCAGCUGAAUGUUGUAUCAGGUCUGGUGUGUUGAAUGUUGAUGGUGUACUUUGCACAGUUCUGUUGAAAGGGAUGCUGAUGGUGAAUGUUAUACAGGACCAGAUGCAAGGCACACUGAUGGUUAAUGUUACACAGCAUGCUUGUUGUAGUCAGAGUGUGAAUGUUGCACAGUGGCUAAUGCAGAGGGUGCAGACACUGGAUCUUGCACAAGGCUUUGUGCAGGGAAUGCAGCCAGUGAAUGGUGCACAAUGUCUCCAGGGUGCAGGAUGCAAAUGGUGAGUAUUGCACAAUCUUUAUUGCAGGAGAUGCUGAUAGAGACUGCUGAAUGCAUGCAAUGCAGAUGCUAGAUGAAGCACAAAUCUUGUCAGGUGGGUAUGCAGUUGGAGAAUAUCGCAUGGUCAGAUACAGAGAAUGUAAAUACUGAAUGUUGCACAGUAUCUGGGGUAGAUGAUGCAGCUGACAAACACUGCAAUGUGUCUGGUAAGGGAGUUGCAGCUGCUGAAUGUCAGAGUGCCAGAUGCAAGGGACACAAGUGUUGCAUGGUGGCUAGUCCAGGGUGGGCAGAGAUGUUACACAGUACUUGGUAAAGGAAUGUAGACAGCAAAUGUUGCCCUGUGUUUGGUGCAGAGAAUGCAGCUGGAGAAUGCUGCACAGUGCUUCGUACAGGCUAUGCUGACAAUGAACGUUAUACAGUGCCUAAAGUGUGGGGUGAAGAGUUGAAACAGGGUAGACAAUGUAUGUUCUAUGGAGCCUGGCAGGAGGAGAUACAUAGGUUUACGCUCAUCGGUGCCUUCUGCAGGGAAACAGGUGCUGAAUAUCACAUAACAGCUGGGGAAGAAGAGGUGAAUGUUCCACAAUAUUUGGAGCAGAGGUUGCAGGUGGCAAAUGUUGCAGUGUCUAGAGCGAACGAUAAAGGCAGUCAAUGAUGCAGUGUCUGGCAUGUAAGAUGUAGCUGGUGAAGGUUACACAGCCCCUGGAAUGGGGACUGCAGCCAGCAAAUGAUGCAGCACAUGGUGUGUUGAAUGCAGCAAGUGAAUGUUGCAUGGAAUGGAUGUGGUGCAGGUGCUGCAGCCUGUCAAUAGUGCACGUUGCCUUGGAUGGAGAAUGUAACUGCUGAAAUGGGCACAGAUUGGAGCAGAGGCUGCAACCCGGAGGAAAGGAUGCAGGCAAUGAACGCUGCACAAUGCUUGGUGUGGAAAAUGCAACCAGUGAAUCUUGCACAGUGCCUUGUAUAUCCAUAGCUGCUGGUUGCAGCUGGUGAAUGUUGCAUCGUGUCUGAUUAGUUGGCUACAGCCAAUUCAUGGUUCAGUGCUUGGCGCAGUUGAUGCAGCUGGUGAACAUUUUGCAGUGCCAGAAGCAAAGGAUGCAGGUGCUGAAUGCUGCAGACUGUCAGUGCAGUGCAUGUAACCAUGAAUGUUGCUGGGAGCAUGGAAUGGUGCUGCUGAAUGCUGCACAGUGACAUGUGCAGACCACACACUAGUGAACAUGGUAGUGCCUGGUGUAGUGGAUGCAGCUGUUAUAUGAUGAAUAGUGUCAGCCACUGAGGACUUAGCCAAUAACAUAAGGCAUGAUGCAGACACUGAAUGCUGAACAGUGUCUGAUGUGGAGGACAGAGGGGUUCAGAGAGUGAAUGUUGCACAAUGUCUGGUGCAUAUAUGCAUUUGGUGAAUAUUGCAUAAUGCAUGCUGCAGGAGUCCAUCAAUAUGCAGUGCCUGGGCAGGUUAUGCAGUUGGUAGAUGUUGCUCAUGGAGAGGCUGAAGCCGUUCAAUGGUGCCCAGUGUCUGAGGCAAGUGAUGCAGCCAGCGAGUUUUCACAGUAGCCAAUACAGUGCCUGUAGCCUUUUAACAAUGCAGUGUUUGGCGAGUUUCCAGCCAGUGAAUGUUAUACAGUGCCUCGAGUGGACGAUGCAGUUGGUGAUGUUUGCACAUUGCCUAAUGCAUUGCACUCAACCAAUGCGUUGCCCAUUCCCUAGGGCAGAGGAUGCAGCCGGCGAAACACUGCACACUACUUGGUGCGGAGAAUGCAACCGCUGAAAUAUUGCACAGCGCCUUGUGCAGAGGAUGCCGCUGGAAAAUGUUGCUUGGAGCCUGUCGCCGAGGAUUGCAGCUGGUGAAAUCUGCACAGGGCCUGGUACGGAGAAUGCAGUCAGUAAACGUUGCGCCGUGCCUUAUUACCGAGAACGCAGCUAGUGAGCAAUCCAACUGCCUGGUGCAUAGGAUGUACCCGGCGAAUAUUGCAUGGUGCCUUGUAGGAGAAUGCAAUCGGUCAACGAUGCACGGUGCCUGGUGUGGCAGAUGCGGCCGGUAAAAGUCGCCCCGACUCUACAGCGGCGGACGCAGCCGUCCAUGGAUGAAAUCUUGCGAUGUGGCAUUUGUUUUGAAUACUUCAACAUUGCAAUGAUGAUACCUCACUGUUCCCAUAAUUAUUGUUCACUCUGUGUACGGAAAUUUUUAUCAUACAAGACCCAGUGUCCGAUAUGUUGUGUGACUGUGACUGAACCAGAACUGCUAAACAACAGAGUAUUGGAUGAAUUAGUGAAAUGCUUUCGUACUGCAAGAGAGUUACUGUCCAAGUGUGAUUUGCAGUCCCCUCCAGUCUCGCCUCAGGCAGCACAAGCAGCGGAUAUAUCCAACAGGAAUCAAUCGUCCGGUUUCAAAGCUCAUGCCAAGAUGAAGAGGGAGAUGAAAUACAUGGACAGAUUUCUGUCUCAGAGCCAUUCCUCCAUAAGGCCAUCAGGUGUACAGUCUACUGAGAAACAGUGUGAAGAAGAACAGAGUGACACGUACACACAAUCAAUUACUGCUAAUUGCUUGGCAGACCUAGCUCAAAAGGAUAAUGAUGCUGAACCAUCGACUUCUGGACUGAAGGAAAUAGUGAAAGUGGAUUGCCCUGUCUGUGCAGUUGCUAUCCCUGAAAAGAACAUUAACAGGCAUCUCGACAGCUGCCUGACACAAGAAGAUAAAAAGGAAAGUCUACGAAGCUCUGUGAACAAAAGGAAACUGUUGCCUAAACUGGUUUAUAAUUUGCUUUCUGACCGGGAUCUGAAGAAGAAGUUGAAGGAGUGUGGACUUUCAACUCAGGGCAGCAAAGCACAACUGGUUAAACGGCAUCAAGAAUUCAUUCAAAUGUACAACUCACAGUGCGACUCCUUAAAUCCCAAAUCAGCCAAAGACAUCGCUAAAGAAAUUGAAAAGAAUGAAAAGACCCGAGCUCAGCUUGAAACCAAAAUGGUUGAAAAUGCAUUGAAAUUCACAAAGGAUCAGUCAGAAGAAGAAAUCAAUGUAAUCCACAAGGAAUAUCGUGAAAAACACAAGGAGCAGUUUCAACAGCUGAUUACUGAGGUGAGGAACAGAUGGAAAUCAAAGGGAAAGAAAUUAAAGAGUGAACAUGAUAAAGAAACUGAAGAACAGUGUUUAACCAUCAGAGAAGUGGAUAUUACGGAGUGCCAGAACAUGGACUGUAACACGGAAGAGGCAUGCCAAGAUGAGCCACAGUUGCCAGAGAUAACAGGUUCACUUGUGACAUCCGAUACUUUGAAACCUGAGUCUUGUUCGUUCGAUGUGGUUCUACCUUCAUCCUUGUCAACAUCCAGCUCUGACUCUGAUAUUUGCAGAGAUCCUGAAUAUUCCCAGGAACCUGAAGAAUCAACAGAUAUGCAAUUGUCAAAAGUCAGCACAGGGAAAAGGAAGAUGAGAGAACCGUUCAGGAAAAGGAGUUCUGAAAAUAAACGGGCAAGGAUGUGAGCAUUACAGCAAGAAACAUGACACAAGCUUCCAAUGAGUUCUGGGACCCAGUUGUUAACAAGGAAAAUGUAGUUUUAAUCUGUGUACACUCUAUACUUUGCAAUUAAGCAUUGUUGUGAGACAGAGCAUUGACAUACGUAAAUAUCUUUAAUCAUUGAUAAAGGAGCAAGGAAUAUUAUCUGCCAGGUUCUUUCACUGAAGACUGAGCCUUGCCAUUUGCCUGCUGUUUUAAGGGAAAGAUACUCUAAGUAUUCAAAAAGCAGGAACAAUGGAAGACAACUUAAGUGACAGGAAUAAGGGAUUGGUAUGGAUACUUAGUAUACAUGGUAGUUGUCAGUAAGGCUACUAUCAAGAGAAGUGUAUAUAUCAAUAACUGUUGAUAUCUUUGCUUACUGUUAUCCACUGCUUGCUACCUUUCGAUAUUUGUUAAUAGUUCCUUACGCACAAUGUUUUUUUGAGCUUCAAUGCAUAGUCCCCUUUCUCUCUAUAUUUUGACUCUUUCAUCUUGCACUUCAGCUACCUCAUUACUGGAUUUAAUUGAAAGAAAUUUGGGAGAAAAUCAGCUUUGGUCACCAGUACUAUGUGUGUGAUGCAAUUAGUAACCAGUUGUACUCCCCUUCGCAGCCUUUAUUUCGCAGUGAAACUGAAUGUUUGGGAGCUAUAUACCUACAACAGUAGAUAAUUUUGUAUGUAUUCAGGGCUAGUGAUGACAGGUCAUUAAGGUUAAAUUGUAAAUAUUACUCUAAGCAAGAAGAGUAGUACAUACCAUUCUUUAAACAAAGGUUACCUUUGGAGCACUUAUACUGGAACAAACAGAAGAAUCAGCCAAUGUCAUUGAUAUGAAGGUGAGUCUGAUGUGCCUGCUAUAAGAUUGACCCUUGAUUGGUGAUCUGAGGUGGGAUGAUCGUAGUAGCAGACAAUUGGCAUCCUCAACCUGUGAUUAUGAUAGAGAAAAUAAUUGGACUUUAAUUGCUAGUUGGAUGACUUGAUUUUACAGUACCUUCAAAAGAAAAUUGGAGGGACACAUGGGGAAAAAAUAUAAAGAAUCGGCAGGGAAUUUAGGUAUAUAAACAGCAGAGGAAGUUCAGAAACCACUGCAGGUUACUCUGUGAAAUCGCAUUGUUUUCAGAGUGAAACAAUAGCCACAAAUCUCAAGGAGGCCACUUGGUUAGUUGUGGUAAAUGAGACCAUAAAAAUGAGCAACAAAGAAUUUGUUUAAAAUUAUUUAAAAUUGUUUACCUCUUAAAAGUAUAGCAUAUUUAAUCUAUAUUUGUGGAUAAGCUUAAGUCACUUGACAUUGUAGGCAAAGUAAAAAUUAGAUGACACUUUCUUUGAGAAGGUUAAUAUUUCAUUUCUACUGAAGACUUUUUUUGCUGUUUCUUCCUAGCUUUUUCUCUGUUCAGAAGGUUAUAAGUGUCACUAACAGAGCUCUGAUGCACAGUACUGAGAUGCAGAUGCAAGUAUAUGCAAGUUGAGCAAGUGUGAGCAAUUAUAACCAAGUUCCCAAGCACCUAGCCACCUGCAAAGCAGGUAGGUGCACAGCUGAAGCCAAGUUCAGGUCUGGCAAUCUCAAUGCACCAGACUUUGAAAUUAAUUCUACUUGAGAGGUAUUUCUUGAUACAAGAUAUUCUCAAAAAAAUUUGCACUGGCUCCAAAGUAACCCCCAUUGUACCAUAUGGCAUUGAUGAGUUGUGGUCUCACCUCUUGGAUUAUGUGAAUUUCUUAGUGUACACAGGCUCUCAAUUGAAAUUGGGUAUUUACUUAUGAGAAUGAUUCAGUGGCAUGAAUUACAUAGUAUGAGUAUGAAUUUAUGUAGUUCAUCUGGAAUAAAGUUAGAGGAAUAGUUGGACCACCAGCCAUGGAUUUUACUGCUAGUUGUAUGAAUUUUACAUCGUCUUCCAGGUUUUACAGUGUUUAAAUCGAAGUUGAUGUUUCAUUAGAUAAACAGAUAAAGUUUUCCAAUAUUAAACAACCAUCAUCAAAUCCACAAGUGUUCCACCCAAUAAUAAUUUGGGAUAUGUUACCAAACACAAGAUUAAUAUCUCAUGCAGUGUAUUGUAUUCCAAUGUUGCCAAGAUUAUGAUAAAAAUCAGAUUGAACCCCAAGUAAUUUUCUGUGUUACACUCUUGAUAUAUCAUCUAUUAACUCUAUGACCCACGCCAGGCUUGCAAUCAUCUUAGCUUAAAAAUGCUGCUUUAACAUAACGUCUGAAAACACUGUUUUGCUACAUUCAUACUUCAAAUGGGUAUGAAAUAAGAAUUUUGCACAGCAAGAGCUAACAGAGAGAUCUCACCCCCCCCCCCCCCCCCCCCCCC